This is a messenger RNA of Notolabrus celidotus (New Zealand spotty), 1994 nucleotides long. RefSeq names its product kalirin-like. Lineage: Eukaryota; Metazoa; Chordata; Actinopteri; Labriformes; Labridae. Bases 63 to 1898 code for a protein of 611 amino acids. The transcript has 12 exons. Gene Ontology annotation, molecular function: protein binding; ATP binding; protein kinase activity. The record is from RefSeq and is a predicted model, not a curated record. Gene Ontology annotation, biological process: protein phosphorylation.
CGUUGCCUCUGCAGCCAGACGAAUCUGCCCCCCCUCUGAUCUCCUCCCUGAUUGGCUGGUUGAUGUUUCUUGUUGCUGUACCGUACAGGAAGUCUCUAUCUUGGAACACACUGCGUGCCAGGAAGCGCGCUGAAGCCAGGGACUUCUCCUCGUUGGGGGUCAGAGGUCAGGAGAACGGCCUCCUUCGUAAGCCCAAAGAAACCACGCCCCCUCCCCCUCUCUCCUCCCCCGCCACCCGGGUGAAGGGCAAAGAGGUUCACACCUCAGACGAGUCUGACUGUGACGACGACCUCGACCCAAAGUCCGGCAUGGAGCUUUUAAACCCAAACUUCAUCCAAGAAGUGGCUCCAGAGUUCCUCGUCCCCCUCUCUGACGUGGUCUGUGCGUUCGGAGAGACCGUGGUCCUCUGCUGUAAAGUCUGCGGACGACCCAAACCCUCCGUCACCCUGAAGGGUCCGGACCAGAACCCCGUGACCAGCAACAGCCGCUUCACCAUCGACAUCAGAGACACGGGGGACAUCCUGCUGAAGGUCUGUAACCUGAUGCCUCAGGAUACGGGGAUCUACACCUGCGUCGCCGUCAACGACCACGGCUCUGCUUCCUCCUCCGCAUCCAUCAAAGUUCAAGGUAUCCCAGCAGCCCCUGGGAGGCCGGUGGCUCAGGAGGCCAGCAGCACGGCGGUGAUGAUCCACUGGCCGCCUCCGGCUUCCUCCGCUCACUGCUCCGUCAGCAGCUACACCGUGGAGUACCGACAGGAAGACUCGUUGGUCUGGCAGCAGGUGGCGAGCAGCAGAGAGGAGUGUGUUCAGAUCGACACCCUGAUCCCUGGAGGUCACUAUCAGUUCAGAGUCAGGGCCUCGAACCGCUGGGGGGUCGGCCCGCCAUCCGAGGCCUCAAACAUGGUCACACUGGCCAGCACCAACUCGGGUUAUGACGGGACGGGGAUCCAGUGGAAGGAGAACUUUGAGUCGACGUUUAAUGAGCUCUGUGAGAUUGGAAGGGGAAGAUUCUCAGUGGUCAGAAAAUGUCUCAACAAGUCUUCAAAGAAAGAGGUGGCGGUGAAGUUCGUGAGUAAGAAGAUGCAGAAGAAGGAGCAGGUUGCUCACGAGGCCGACGUCCUCCUUCACGUCCAGAGUCACCAGCUGGUGGCGCUGUUGGACACGUACGAGUCUCCCACCUGUCUGAUGCUGGUCCUGGAUCUUCUGGAGGACGGCCGUCUGCUAGACUACCUGGUCGCCCACGACGAGCUGAUGGAGGAGAAGGUGGCGUUCUUCAUCAAGGAGACUCUAGAAGCCCUGCAGCACCUUCACACCUGCAGAGUCGCACACCUGGAUCUAAAGCCUGAGAACAUCAUGGUGGACCUCCACACGCCGACCCCGAGCAUCAAGCUCAUCGACCUCGGCGACGCCGUCCAGCUCUCGGCUCACCGCCGUUACGUCCACCUCCUGCUGGGGAACCCGGAGUUCGCCGCCCCCGAGCUCAUCCGAGGGACCCCGGUCUCUGUAGCGACGGACGUGUGGAGCGUCGGCGUCCUGGCCUACGUGAUGCUCAGCGGCGUGUCCCCGUUUCUGGACGAGUCCCCGGAGGAAACCUGCGUCAACAUCUGCCGCCUGGACUUCUGCUUCCCGGACGAGUACUUCAGCGGCGUGAGCCAGGCCGCCAGAGACUUUGUGUCCUCGGUGCUGCAGCAGGACCCCAGGAAGAGGCCGAGCGCCACUUCCUGUCUGCAGCACCCGUGGGUGGGUCGAGGGGGUCCGCACGGAGGGGAGUACUCCAAGACGCCCCUGGAUACGACGCGUUUGGCCACUUUCAUCGACAGGAGGAAGCAGCUGCACGACGUCCGGCCCAUCACCAAUAUCAAAGGUCUGGUGAGCAGCAGCAUGGGGAACACACUGUGACGGAGAGACGAGCAGAGACACACGCAGAGACAUCAUCUCUUAAUUUAUUCAGCAUUUAAUGAUCCUUAGUAUUUAUUUAUGUGAGAGAGAGGACGA